Messenger RNA from Olea europaea var. sylvestris, 1846 nucleotides. Its product is annotated as cytochrome P450 76C1-like. The coding region runs from base 112 to 1719 and encodes 535 amino acids. NCBI's taxonomy places the organism in Eukaryota, Viridiplantae, Streptophyta, Magnoliopsida, Lamiales, Oleaceae. Gene Ontology annotation, molecular function: iron ion binding; monooxygenase activity; heme binding. The transcript is spliced from 2 exons. The record is from RefSeq and is a predicted model, not a curated record.
AAUUUGAUGUUCUAUCUUAAAAGUUCAACUUGAUUAAUAUGUUGGUUCUAUAUUUCAGAAACUAUUUGAUGUUGAAUUUAUUCAUUAACACAGUAUAGAUAACUAAUUUGUAUGGCUGUAGUUUGUAUAGAGUUCAUGAAUCUUUGCUAUAUAAAGAAGUGUUAUUUGAGCAUUUCUUCUUCAAUCUUAAGCAGUAAAAUGAUGGAUGAGCUUGUAAGUACAGCUUUUGCUAUCUUGAUAGUGAUUGCGUCUAUAUUCUGCUAUUCAUGGAUAUUCAAAAAACCAAGUAAAGAAACGGCCUUGCUACCACCAGGGCCUAGAGGUUUGCCAAUUCUUGGAUAUUUACCAUUUCUGCGCACAAACUUGCACCGUCAGUUCACGGAAUUGGCUCAUCACUAUGGCCCAAUCUACCGGCUAUGGCUUGGAAAGAAACUAUGUUUAGUUAUCAAUUCUCCGAGCCUGAUUAAAGAAGUUGUUCGAGAUCAAGACACGAUUUUAGCCAACCAUGAUGCACCUGUCGCAGGAUUGAUUUCAACUUACGGCGGAAUGGAUGUUCUUUGGUCGCCCUAUGGCCCUUAUUGGCGCGAUAUGCGUAAAUUGUUCGUACGAGAAUUGCUGAGUAACAACAAUCUUGAGGCUUCCUACAACAUGCGAAAAGACGAGGUCAGAAAGGCUAUCAGAAAUGUGUACACAAAAAUUGGCACCAGCAUAGAAAUUGGGGAGUUGGCUUUUGUUACUGAAUUCAACGUUGUAAUGAACUUGUUGUGGGGCGGCACAAUUGACGGGCACAAGCGGGCCGAGUUUCGUAAAGUAGCAUCAAAAGUUGUUGAUUUGAUUGGAAAACCAAACAUUUCUGAUUUUUUUCCAGUUCUUGCCAGGUUUGACAUUCAAGGAAUAGCAAAAGAGAUGAAGAAUUGUUUGGCACAUAUUGACGGGAUUCUUGAUAACGUCAUAAAUGAACAUAUGAAGACGGAUUCUAGUGGAGGUGAAGAAGAUAACAGAAAGAACGACUUUCUGCAAAUUCUUCUAGAGCUGAAGGAGAAGAAUACCUCAAUUAACCUGAUUCAAAUAAAGGCCAUAUUGGUGGACAUCGCUAUAGGGGGGACGGACACAACGGCAACAACAGUCGAGUGGGUAAUGACAGAGAUUUUGCGGAAUCCAGAUGUAAUAAAAACGGUGCAACAAGAAUUAACAAAUGUUGUCGGGAUAAACAAAUCAGUGGAAGAAUUCCAUGUUGCGAAACUGAAGUAUCUUGAUGCAGUUGUGAAGGAAACAUUCCGCCUACAUCCUCCACUUCCCCUCUUGGUCCCAAGAAUUUCGAGCGAAUCUUGCACCGUCGGGCGAUAUACUAUACCAAAGGGUUCUCGUGUCUUUCUGAAUACAUGGUCAGUGCAAAUGGAUCCACAGAUUUGGGAGAAUCCAUCGGAAUUUAGGCCGAAAAGAUUUUUGAACGGCGACGGUGGCAAAUUGUGGGACUAUUUGGGAAACAGUCUUGAAUAUCUUCCAUUUGGAUCAGGAAGAAGGAUAUGUCCCGGCCUUCACCUAGCAGAGAAAAUGGUAAUGUACGUCCUAGCUUCACUUCUGCAUUCAUUUGAUUGGACAAUACCGGAGGGCCAAAAUCUUGAUGUCUCAGAGACAUUUGGAAUUGUGAUGAGGAAAACUGAACCAUUAUUUGCUAUUCCUUCUCCGAGAUUGUCUAAUUUAAGUCUGUAUGCAUAAUCAUGUUAUAUGUUGAACAUUAGGCGGCUUGAUAUUUUGUUAAUCCGUAUGCCAUGUGUUCAGCUCCAAUGGUUAUAAGAGUGUACUGAUUGUGAGAAAUAAUUAAGUGGUCCUCAUUAUCGUUUCC